Molecule: messenger RNA, 876 nt
Organism: Trichosporon asahii var. asahii CBS 2479
Lineage: Eukaryota; Fungi; Basidiomycota; Tremellomycetes; Trichosporonales; Trichosporonaceae
Exons: 3
Coding region: 1-876 (291 amino acids)
Biological process (GO): protein folding; regulation of DNA-templated transcription
Cellular component (GO): cytoplasm; prefoldin complex
Source: RefSeq, a predicted model, not a curated record
AUGCUGGAGCAACUGUUGGGCGUUGUCGAGCUCCGCGGUUAUCUCAUCGGUGGAGGUCGUGUGCCACACGUCAUUCUUGAUACCGCGCCGCGCUCGAUCACCACUGCUGGGUCAUGGCUUGAGACUGGCGGCUCUACGACAUUCGACAUCGACAACCACCAUGGCGGAGCAGCAGGUGCAACUCACGGACCUCGACCCGGAACAGCUGCAGCAGGUCAAGAAGCAGCUCGACGAGGUGGGUACGGAUCAAGGAUGAAGAGUCGGCGAGCAAUCUGUGUUCUACCAGCUUCCUCGGUGGAGGCACGAGCGCGACUGCUGGCAAUGUGGCCAGCAUGGCCAGCUUGGCGGUGGGACAGCCCGCAACACUCUCUCGAGAGCCUUGAAUCCCUAGCUGCUGAGAUAAAUCUCACUCCCGACCUCAGCCUUCUUGCACCCACGAUCAAGCUGACAGUACAGGAGCUCGACCACCUGACCAACUCGUUCGGGCAGCUCAAGCAGGCGCAGGGCAAGUUCCGCUCGUGCGUGAACGACAUCGACGCGCUCACACCGGACACGCUUGACCGCGAGGUUCUCGUCCCCCUCACGUCGUCGCUGUACGUCCCGGGCAAGCUGGGCGACACGAGCCACCUCAUCGUCGACGUCGGCACGGGCUACUACGUCAAGAAGGUCAUAGCUCCAUAUUUGUUGAACCCAGCUAACACACAGUCCCGACCCGAGGCGGCCAAGCACUACACGGGCAAGGCCGAGUUUGUUGGCAAGAACCUCGAGACGCUGCAGAAGACGAUUGAGCGGAAACAGGACAACCUCCAGAGCGUCAUUCAGGUGCUCCAGAUGAAGCUCCAGCAGGCCCAGCAGCCGCAGCAGCCGGCCAAGUGA